GCAAAUACUGCUCUGCUACCUUUCGUCGUUGACGUCCACGUUCCAUUGCGUUCAGUGUAGGCUUCGUGAUCCAUGGCCAAGGCGCCCUUGCUCACAGUGAACGAACGACAGCUAAGACGCCGUCUCUGUUCAUGGCGAACCACACUGGUUAUUGCGGUGCAGGCCUGUCAGGGAUCCCGGACUGGGGGUAUAGCGAGUCCCAGAACCUGGGUCCGUUUGAAGCGGAAGUUGGCCCUGUGCACUCCUCGCAGGUCCUGGGGCAGGGGGACGUCGUCCCUGGCCAGUGCUCCAGUAUGGAUGCAUGUGGCGGUGGAUUCGAACCACCAUACCCGGCGCAGCUCCCACAAGAGGCAGUCACCUCUCCUCCGUCUAUCGCAGUGCAGCAUCCAGUGUGUCCUAGUGCCAGAGUUGCAGCACCACCGACGAACUCAGCAGGGACAGGCCGGGGUCAUGGUCCGUGUGUGUGGAAGGUCACAGAUGGCGUGGGGGGCACCCUGCAACCCACCCAUGCAGUCACGGGUGGUGCACCACUAUCCUCGCCURUCACACCGGUCCGCGGGUUCAGGAUCGGCCUGGGAGGUGAGAACGAAAACGCGUUGAGGCAGAGCUUGCGAGAGCGUGCGAUGCGUCUCGCUGAGGGUCUCCCCGCAGACUGUGACGUUGGGAUGCUGGGAGGGUCUGCUGCCUCUGCUCCGAGGCCGGAGGCCGUCCACCAUGGCAGUCCCGCUGGUUCCGGUGGUUUUUCUCGGGGGAGUGCCACGGUAAGUGCACAGCAAAGUCCUGCUGGGUCGGGGACAACGCAUGGCCAUGGAGGURACGCGUCACUUCAGCACAUGCACGGCGAUGCGGGUGACACUGCGUUGCCGUGCAAUGAACAGAGUCCUCCGUCCACGUACAUGCUGAACUGCUUGAUACGUGACAACGAACGUUGUCCCUUGGGUGUUCAACCUGUGCACAACGUUGAUGUUGGUACGAACGACAUCUUCGAAGAGGAGACGCCCCGGCAGCAGACCCCAUCCAGCUGCGCUCGCAGCUCAGGUGUGCGCACUGACACGCCCUCUCCUGUCCCAAGCGGAUUGCAGUCCGGGCCCGGGACCACCGCUUCACAGUCGGGCGGGGGGGCAUCUGCGGUACCGGGCCAGCGCUCUGCGUCGCCCCCACCCAAUAACGAGAGGUGGGGGGACAAAGAGACGGACUGGCUUUGUCGCUAUCGGAACGAGGUGAGGACGCUCAUGGGAGAAGACACCGAGGUGUACGGACGUGCCCGUUUGAAAGCCGGUUUUUGGAAAAUUGUGGAGCAGCGGAUGCGGGAGAAGGGUUACAACCGGAAGGAUGACCAGUGUAAGAAUAAGUUUAAUCAGAUUAUGGAAUASUACAGGAGGCUGAAGGCRCAUGAGAAGUGGUCCGGACGCAUGAGUUACUGGGAUAUGAACAAGGCUCAGAGAAAGAGGUACAACGUCGAUUUCGUACUCAAACGGAGCUGGUACGACAUCAUAGACCCGRGCGAGAAGGACAAGGACUCCAUCGACUUGUCAAAUCUGAUGGACUCCGGUGCAGACGAGGAGCRUUUGGAAGAUGAAGAUCUUGCUGCGGAGGCUGAGGAUGGAAUGGGUGGAGCAUCUGCCGGACAGUCGGCUGGCGUCGGUGGGUCUGCGUCAGGGUCGCAGGGAACAGGCAUAGAGCCCAUGCUAGGGAAACGCAAGCGAGGUCCUCUGGCAACGAGUUAUGGAGCCGCGUGUCUCGAUCUCGAUUGCGAUGCUGACGGUGAUGAUAGUAAUGAUGAGAUGAUAACCAUGCCGUUACGGGUUAUAGCGGUAGUCGGAGCAGAAGGGAGGAGGAGCUUCGAAGCGCAGAGAGGAGGGGAGUCCGUUGCGCGGACGGAGAGUGCGUGUGAUGACAUUGGCGAUAUGCAAGUAGAGAGGGAGCUGCAGGCAGACUCUUUGAGUGUUUUCAACAUCUGGAACAUGUUCAACACGACUCUUCUUCGGCCUCCCCGCGUGGUUUUGACCGCUAGUACAAAUUUCUACGGUAAUUCAUCCGGUGACGUUGAGUGUUCUCAACAUAUCACGAACAUGGUAUUUACCUCCCAGACGGGGGUGUUCUUCUACUCGCAGUCGGAUUACUGCGAGAAUGCUUCUGCCCGAAGGUCGGUCAGUUCAGGUCACUCUUUGCACAAGUGUGAUAUGCGAGGUCUUGGCAGCUCUGGGACCGCAGAGGCCAGCUGCUCCCUGCUCACUCUUCAGUGGAUGUCGUAUAACCCGAACGGCACAUCGGUAAGGCAGCCCUACAACUCCACAUUCCGGUCUGAUAUUCAAUUUACGGCGCUCGAUCUGUCGCGGAGCGAGCGGUAUCUCGUUCUGCCAUUUGCGAAUGGCUUUUCGGGCGCAGGUCUGGCAUUCAUCGACACGACGCCCGCCGUUGUGCUUGCGAACUCCAACCCGGCGUCCACUGGAUUGCAGCCCGGGCCCCUUUGGCAACGUCCUCUGGCAACGAGUUAUGGAGCCGCGUGUCUCGAUCUCGAUUGCGAUGCUGACGGUGAUGAUAGUAAUGAUGAGAUGAUAACCAUGCCGUUACGGGUUAUAGCGGUAGUCGGAGCAGAAGGGAGGAGGAGCUUCGAAGCGCAGAGAGGAGGGGAGUCCGUUGCGCGGACGGAGAGUGCGUGUGAUGACAUUGGCGAUAUGCAAGUAGAGAGGGAGCUGCAGGCAGACUCUUUGAGUGUUUUCAACAUCUGGAACAUGUUCAACACGACUCUUCUUCGGCCUCCCCGCGUGGUUUUGACCGCUAGUACAAAUUUCUACGGUAAUUCAUCCGGUGACGUUGAGUGUUCUCAACAUAUCACGAACAUGGUAUUUACCUCCCAGACGGGGGUGUUCUUCUACUCGCAGUCGGAUUACUGCGAGAAUGCUUCUGCCCGAAGGUCGGUCAGUUCAGGUCACUCUUUGCACAAGUGUGAUAUGCGAGGUCUUGGCAGCUCUGGGACCGCAGAGGCCAGCUGCUCCCUGCUCACUCUUCAGUGGAUGUCGUAUAACCCGAACGGCACAUCGGUAAGGCAGCCCUACAACUCCACAUUCCGGUCUGAUAUUCAAUUUACGGCGCUCGAUCUGUCGCGGAGCGAGCGGUAUCUCGUUCUGCCAUUUGCGAAUGGCUUUUCGGGCGCAGGUCUGGCAUUCAUCGACACGACGGUAGGUUCCAGAACCACCUAUAACGUCUCCGACUUGUUCUAUUAUAGCGGUGCAUUCAAUCCUAACCGCACUAUUUUCUACCUGGCAAAAGAUGACUGCCUUCAGUACUCCGUCAUGGAUGGCGAGUCGCCAGAAACCUUUGUCAGCGAUUUCCAAACAAGAGCAUGCCCUACUAGCAUUCCGGAAACCCUCUUGUUCAGUCAUCGAAGCUUUCUCCAAGAUGGGAGCUACCUAUACGCUGUGGCUAAUACUACAUUUGUAGGCUUUGACCUAACCAGUGGAGUGGUGGCUCCUCUAACUGGGACCCCACUAGGAAGUUGUCUUGUGCUGACACAAGAAGGAUGCAACUUUUUCUUCGUCGCAGAUAAUUAGGAUGAUUGGUCGAGCAUCAUGCGGGGGGCUUUUGAUAAACCGGGCGGAAAGGU
Molecule: messenger RNA, 3607 nt
Organism: Chara braunii
Lineage: Eukaryota; Viridiplantae; Streptophyta; Charophyceae; Charales; Characeae
Source: the annotation of a GenBank genome assembly